Molecule: messenger RNA, 1687 nt
Organism: Xenopus laevis (African clawed frog)
Lineage: Eukaryota; Metazoa; Chordata; Amphibia; Anura; Pipidae
Gene: astl2e.2.L
Product: astacin-like metallo-endopeptidase 2 gene e2 L homeolog
Biological process (GO): proteolysis
Cellular component (GO): cortical granule
Molecular function (GO): metallopeptidase activity; zinc ion binding; metalloendopeptidase activity
Source: RefSeq, marked provisional
GGAUAUUACUAGACCAUUAGCACAUAGACACUGAGACUUUGCCAUGGAGACUGCAUUGUAUCUGAUUCUUCUUUUCUGUUUGCUGGGACCAUCUCUAACUCUACCACUGUUGGACACCUCACUGAAAGCUAAUAUCAAAGAUGACGAACACCCUGGGGACAAUAAUAUCUUCAGUAACAUUAUGAAAGCCAAUCAAGGGAGCAGGAGAUUGCGCAAACAAGGAGACAUCGCCAUUAAAACCAGACGCAAUGCUAUCGACUGCCCAGAAUGUUUGUGGCCCAAAUCCAGUGAUGGGAUUGUGUAUGUGCCUUACACUGUGUCUUCUCAAUACAGUGACGAUGAAGUCAGUGUGAUAACUAAAGCCAUGGAGGAAUAUAAUGGCCUGACCUGUCUCCAGUUCACCCCUCGUACCAACGAAGAUAAUUAUGUUUCCAUUCAGUCUCUGGACGGUUGUUGGUCCUUUAUUGGCCUUUAUGGGGGAUCUCAGGCGGUGUCAUUGAUGAAAGGGUUCUGCGUGUAUAAUGGAGCGGUCCAACAUGAACUGACCCACGCCUUGGGAUUUUACCAUGAGCAGUGCCGUAGUGACCGAGAUGACUAUGUCACCAUAAUGUAUCAGUACAUAUCACCAGAGGAUAAAGUAAACUUUGACAAAGCUGACACAAACAACCUGGGUGUAGUGUAUGACUACUCAUCUAUAAUGCACUAUGGAAGUAAUGCAUUCAGUAACACAUCUGGAGAGAACACCAUUGUGCCCCACCCUAAUCCCAACGUCACCCUUGGCCAGAGCUAUGGACUCAGCAACUUGGAUGUCCUUAAGAUAAACCGACUCUAUGGCUGUGAUGUAUGCAGCACAUUGCUCUCUGCUUCCAAUGGGACUUUGACAUCAGUUAAUUACCCCUCUAACUACCAAAAUAAUGCAAAUUGUGUUUGGCUCAUCAGGACUCCUUCUGACCAGGUAACCUUGAAAUUUGAUGCCUUUAAAGUCCAGCAGUCUACAGGUUGCAUUAAAGAUUACAUUAGAGUGUAUGAUGGAGCCACCAGAUCUGCACCAAUGAUUUUGGAUAAAACAUGCGGAACAGGACGGGUCCCUGUAAUGAUUGCUUCCACUAAUCACAUGCUGGUGGAAUUCGUCACUGAUAAUGCAAUCACUGCCACUGGCUUCAAAGCUUCCUACAGCACAGUUAAAUGUGGAGGUACCUUUUACACCCCAUCAAGAAACAUUACCACUCCGAAUUACCCCAACAGCUACCCCCCAAACUUGGACUGCCAGUUCCUCAUUACUGCCCCACCAUUCUACAAGGUGGCAUUAAACAUUAGUGACUUCUUCUUGGAGAUGAGCUCCACCUGCAAAUACGAUUACCUAGAAAUAUACAAUGGAGAUUCAAUGAAUGCCCCCAAAAUGGGCAGCAGUAAAUACUGUGGCUAUCAAAUAUUCAAUGUUAUGGUCUCUGAUGGCCGUUCCAUGCUCCUCAGAUUCUACAGUGAUGAUGCAGUGCAGAUGUACGGGUUCAAAGCUUCAUACACCUUCGUUCCUUCUGUUUAAAGAGCUAAGAAGAAAUGGGAGUCCAUUCUCUGUAGUCAAGAUUCCCAAGUGCCAUGGAGUCAAACAUUAAAAUCAACAAAAUAUAUAACAAUGUUGACUGAAGAAGUUACACAGUCCAAUAUUAUAAUGAGCAUGAACUAUUGU